AUGGCAAUUUGGGCUGCUCUCCCGCUGGAAAUCCGGCACAUGAUUUUUGGAUAUGUUGCAGGCGGGCCGUAUCCACCGCGAUCUCGGAAACUGACGGAAUGUGUCGACGAAAACGAGGCCCUCGCAAGCUACGCCAGUGUAUCAUGCGAGUGGCGGUACGUCUUUGAGCAGUAUACAUUUCGAACGUUGAGUGUCCGUGCCAGCGAUCUCCCUGCCUUUUGUGCUGCUGUAGCUGGCGACCCGGUGGUUCGUCUGUCCUACAUCACGAGAUUGCGGCUGAUGAUUCCCCUCAGCGAGUACGACUGCUCAGUCUGUGACACUAAAGAAAGCGAGGAGGAGUCGCAAAAGAACAACGCUGUCUUUGCAGCAACGAUUUUUCCGCUGCUCACGGCUCUGUCGGCAUGGACGCUGUCAGGGCCGAUGUCAAGGGGCAUCUAUACCGGAGGACUCGACUUGUCAUUGUUCGUCUAUUCGCCCAGCGAUCUGCAGCACUCCAUUUACAAUUUUUGGGGCCAUUUCGAACCGUCCGGGAGCUGCCUCCCUAUGCGCACCUGCUACGAGCUCCGCCUGCUUCGCAAUGGUGUGACCAACUACAAGCAUGGAUGGGUGGCCGGCAAACGCACGGCAGCACCUCCUUUGGAGGCCGCAGAGCGCGUCCUAGGCAGACGUAUGCUGCAACUGGAGACGCUUGGUGUGCCGGAGACGGUCACCCUUCCAAAGUUGAGCAUUAUACGGUCAUUUAGCAUGGUGAGAGGUUUCUACCGUGCCAUCCACCCUCGACUUCUCGGACAGCUCAUCGUGGCCUGCCCGAGACUGCGUUCGGUUCACAUGGAGCAGUGGCGGCCCGUCGAUGUGGACAGUCUGGAGGAUGCAGAACAAGGCUACAUAUCCUUAUUCAACAGCCCACUGCCAAAGACGCUCAAGUCCCUUACGCUCCAUCAGGAUACCAAUGCCACUAUGCAUGACUGGGAGGACCCUUUAACGAAUCAGGAACCGUGCCGAAAGGUCGGCUGGCGCUUGGGCAAGGCCAGCAAUUACCUUGAGACGGUGGCGGUCUCGUUUUGGGCGGACGCAUGCGACUUUUUUAUGGGCGGCUUUCGGGCACCUGUACCAGGGGAUAUCUGCACCUGCUCUCGCUAUAUGGUAGGGGGCCGGCGAGACUGGGCGAUACGAGUGCAACAGCAGUUACAGCAGUUACAAUCAGGCGAGCGUGUCAAGUUUGACGGCUGGCCACGGCUGCGCCACCUCGUCUUGACGUCGACCAUGUUGAUUUCCAUUUCCCUGGACGACAUUCACGAGCUCCUCGGGGUCGCCGCCUUUGCGGCCCGCUUCAUGCCCCGCUUGGAAACAAUGGAAAUCUGGUUUGCUCAAGAGAGUGGUCCGACGACGGCUGUCUUUCGCUUUUGCCCGCAACCAAAGGCAGGCAGUGGUGGUGAUGGUGGUGGUCCGCCCACGCUCUCAUUCUGUACCACGUUGAGAGGGACUGACGCAGAGACCGACGCAGAAACUGAGGCAGAGACUGAGGCAGAGACUGAGGCAGAGACUGAGGCAGAGUAUGGCGAAGAGUCUGGAGCAGAGUAUGGAUCGGAGCACGACGCAGAUAUUGAGUUUGACUUGUACAACGCAGAGUAUGAGACAGAGACUGGGGCCAACAAUGUGGUCACACACCACGCAAGACAACGUCGCCGACGCCAUCAUGGCAACAGCGGCCACGACCCAUCUGGCUCGGCCCCAGGCUCUACUCUGAAGCUUCAGGUGCAUACCGAGACGUGGCCAAGCAUCGACGAGUUUGGACAGCCGAUUGAUGGGCGGAUCCAGGCACUCGACCACAUGGUGCUGGCGCCCGCGAUUCUGACGGGCCGUUCACGCAGGGCAAUGCGUUUUGAGCACGGAGAUGGCUUCGACAUGAUGUAA
Molecule: messenger RNA, 1914 nt
Organism: Sporothrix schenckii 1099-18
Lineage: Eukaryota; Fungi; Ascomycota; Sordariomycetes; Ophiostomatales; Ophiostomataceae
Exons: 3
Coding region: 1-1914 (637 amino acids)
Source: RefSeq, a predicted model, not a curated record